Molecule: messenger RNA, 7968 nt
Organism: Prosopis cineraria
Lineage: Eukaryota; Viridiplantae; Streptophyta; Magnoliopsida; Fabales; Fabaceae
Exons: 18
Coding region: 1125-7727 (2200 amino acids)
Molecular function (GO): ADP binding
Source: RefSeq, a predicted model, not a curated record
UACUCACACAUGGACCACCCUUUCAAACACAUCAUUGAAUGUUGGAGCCUGCUGUUGAGACGAUUGAUUGGGGUGAAGAAUUGUGAGCAAAUACGCUCUCUCAGUUCGCUAUUCACUACAGCUUCUGCUUCCUCUCAGCAAUUUCAGUGUUCAAUCUCAGUCACAACGGUUUCUGUUGAUCUUCUUCUUCUUUAGACUCUUGCCUCGCUUCUUCAACACUCUCUCAGAUCUACCUUGUCUGCGUUUGGAUCCUUCCUUUUGUGUUUUUCUUCACUUAUUAACAAUUCUUGCUGCUGCUGCUGCUGUUUUUAUUUUGCUGAUCUUCAGUCACUGUAUAUUUCGUUGUUGUCCUUCAUACAUAUUCUUGUUCUUCAACACUUCGUGUGCCCUGCUUCUUUGUUUUUGCUUUGUUCCUGUCUCUUUAAUCUCCAGAGUCCCAUUAAUCGUUGUUGUUGUUGUUUUAAGAAAAAAACUUAAAAAAAAAAGGACAAUCUGUGUGGUCUGUUUGUAUCUCUACUUUGAUUUCUAUCUAGUUCCUAUAAUUCUUCUCCUUCUUCAUUGAAAAAGGAAAAAAAAAAAUGAAUUUUCUCGCAAGGAUACCUAUCCAGUGAUUAGAGUUUUGAGCUAUCUCUCCAUUAAUCACUGUCGUCCUGUUAUUGUUCUUCUUUAUUCUAAAAGAAAAGAAAAGAAAAGAAAAUACAAAUUGUGUGGUCUACUUUUGAGUCCCAAUAUGUGUUGAUAUUUCUCUUCAGUUACUUUCAGUUUCCGUUGUUCAUCUUUUGGUUCUUGUUCCUCCUAAAGAAAAAAAUCCCUGUCAAAUGUCUUCAUUUUUACCGUUCAAAGUUAAAAAAAAAAAAAAUACAGAGAACCCAGUAAAGGACCCCAAAAAAAGGAGAAGGAGAAAGGAGGCAUUCCCGGAAGAAGCAUAGUGGAAAAGCAUUGAAACUUGAGGACCAGACCGGAUUAUGGGUUACUUAAGCCAGUCCUUUUCAUGAAAAGGAUCAGACUCCGGGUUAGGUUAAAGUCCAGUCCCAUCCAGUCUUUUGUGCAGUCAUAGCAAGGGAAAAUCAAGAAGCAAGAAAGAGAGCCCUCCGAUCAAAGACAUUGAAAUAUUUGGACAAGAGAUGGCGGAAAUCGGUGCCAGCGCUAUUGCAACAAAGUGUACAGAUAUAUUGGUAGAUAAAGUAAUGAAGGAACUUCCAUACUUGUGUUGUUACGAGAGUUAUGCUGAUGACUUUGAACAGAAAAAAAGACAAUUGUCAGCCGCAGUGAAGAGGAUGGACAUAAAGAUAAAAGAAGCCAAAACAAGAAACGAGACUCAAAUUGACCCUGUAGUUAAGCAUUGGGUUCAAAGAGCUGAAAAACUUAGUCAACAAGAACCAAGCCCAAAAAAAUGGUUUGGUUGCUUUUCCCAAUGUUCAUUGGCCAAGGAAUUAGAGCGCAUGACGCGAGAGAUUCCAAUAAUAAUGGAGAAAGUCGAGAACUUCUCUCAAGUUGCUUAUUCAGCCGAACGUCCGGGCAUGGAAUUCUACUCACAAGAGUUUAUGCAUUUUAAAAGUAGAGACUCGAUAUUUGAACAACUUAGGGAGGAAUUGAAAGAUGGCAAUAAAUGUAGGAUUGGAUUGCAAGCAAUGGGAGGAUCAGGGAAAACCACAAUGGCAAAAGCAGUUGGUAAGGAAGUUGAGAAUUCAAAGGCAUUUGAUAAAGUCAUCUUUAUUGAAGUGCCCAACCCUGUUGAUGAAAAAAAGAUUCGAGAUGAGAUUGCGAAGAAGUUGGAUAUGCAGUUAGAGGAUGAGAAGAAAUUCACACAUGCAGAACAAAUAUGGAUUAGAAUUGCCAACGCUGGAAAUUUACUCAUAAUUCUUGAUGAUGUCUGGAAAGAGCUCAAUCUUGAGAAUAUAGGGAUUCACCAUGGCAUCCAUACCCAGGGCCGUUGUUGUAUUUUGCUAACCACACGUUAUGAUAAUAUUUGUAGGAGCAUGAAAUGCCAAAAGACCAUUAAACUAGGGGUCUUACCUGAGGAAGAUGCAGUGGAUCUUUUCCUAUCUCAUGCCAGUGAGAGUGGAAAUGAUUGUCGUGAUAGAUUGAAGGUGGCAGCAUCAAAAAUUGUGAACAAAUGUGGAAUGUUACCCAUUAUAGUUGUGGCAGUAGCAAAAACCUUGAGAAACCAGGAUCCAAGAGAAUGGGAGGAAGCUUUUGCAGCAACAGAAAAGGAUGCAUCCUUAAGGCAUGGGAAUGCUGAUGAAGAAGCAAAGAAGUUUUAUAAUUCUUUGAGAUUGAGUUUCAAGCAUCUAGCUGCAGGAGCCCAAGAUCUCUUCCAGAUAUGUUCUAUAUUCCCAAGAGCUUAUGAAAUACCUAUAGAGCUUCUAAGCAAAAUUGCUAUAGGUUCGGGACUUUGUGGAAAUGAUGACAGCUACUAUAUAGCAAGAAGUCAAGUGCUUUCAAUAAAAACCACACUCGUCGGUUCUGCUUUAUUGUUGACUGCUCGAGAAGGAUGUGUAAAAAUGCAUGACGUGAUUCGUGAUGUAGCCCAACAGAUAGCACAUGAAAAGGUUCAAGAAAUCAUGGAUCCGGAGACAAAAUUGAGGGAGAAUGUCAAAUAUUCAUCUUGGAUCAUAAAGGACUUUUCCAACUAUUUAAAGGGUAGCAAUCUUGAGGUUCUUCUAGUAUGGGUAAAUGCAAAUGGUUCUUUGGAAGUCCGAGAUGCAUUCUUUGAUGGCAUAAAGGGACUUAGAGUUUUGCUUUUGUAUUCAAAGAUUAAGUAUGGGAGAACUUUGGCCUCGUCACUGCCAAAAUCCAUUCAAUCUCUAGAAAAUAUUCAGACACUAUGCCUAACAAAUUGGAAGUUAGGUGAUAUAUCUAUUUUGCAAAACCUAAAAAAACUCCAGGCUCUUGAAUUGACUAAUUGUUCAAUUAUUGAAUUGCCAACUGAUGUCAGCCAACUAGAGAAAUUGAGAUUGCUAGGCUUGGUACGUUGUUUAGUGGAAAGGAAUAAUCCAUUUGAAGUGAUUGAAAGAUGCUCGAAGUUAGAAGUAUUGUAUUAUCUUUCAAAUGAUGUCAAUCUUAACAUUAAUGCAAAGCCUUCUAAAAUUACAGUUCUUCAAGAAUUUGGAAUAUAUCAUAUAGAAGGCCGCUCCUCUUGGUGUUCUUUUCAAUUGGAUGGUUCAAUAAAAAGAUAUUUCAAUCCAACCAAGUUAAAAGGGAUAUUGUCUGAAAGCACAAUAAAAUCCUUGGCAGCAAGAGCAGAGAUUCUUGAGUUAACAGAAUGUGAUGAAACAAGAUGGACAAAUCUCAUUCCGGAUAUGGUUCAAAUAAAAGAAGGAGGCAUGAAUGACUUAAUUAGGCUUUGUUUGAGAUCUUGGCCUGCAAUACAAUGCCUAAUCUAUACAAAUGGCAUUCGAUCUAAUGCAAUUAUCUUCUCCAAUUUAGUUGAGCUACGACUUAAAGAGAUGCAUAUGAGGGAAUUAUGUCAUGGUGAUUAUCCUAAUAGCUUUCUCAAGCAACUCGAGAAGCUAGACUUAAGUCGUUGUGUUGAACUAGAAGGUACAUUAUUUAAGAGCAAGCUAGAGCUUGGUAAUCUCAAGUCUAUAGAAAUAGAUGAUUGUUCAAUGACAUGUCUUUUCCAUCCAUCCACAGCUCAGAGUCUAAAGCAAUUAAAAAAUGUGUACAUAAGCGGAUGUUCUAAGCUAGAAUGCCUAAUAAGUGAUGAGAGAUCAGCAGAGCUGCAGAAGGAGGAUGAUCAUCAAGAUCCUAAUCAAGAGAAUCAAGACCCAAUGCUCCCGAAAUUGAAGUUUCUCAAGAUUCAAAAUUGUCAAGGACUAGAAGUCAUAUUGCCAAUUUGUUCUCAUAAAGACCUUCCAUUACUAGAAAGCAUGAAAAUCCACGGGUGUAAUGAGCUAAAAUACAUAUUUGGGCAAUGUCUAGAGGAGGGAGGACUGAAUCAAGUGGAAAAAGAAAUCAUGCUCCCAUUACUAAAAGAAAUAGAAAUUGCAAAUGUACCGAAAUUCAUCAACAUAUAUCAAGACUAUGAUCCCCUUCAGCCUUCCCAAGUGAAAAAAUCAUGGGGCCCUAUAUGCUGUUUUUGGUCAAAAUCAAGUGCCUCAAGUGUAGAUGCCAAGGCCACUCAGCUGGACCACACGCAGGUGUUAAAGGAGAAACAUGUCGUGAAUAGAGCUCAUGGGCUUUUUACACCACCAUUAUACCCGUACAAAUUUUUGAAAAUCAUAAAGAUAGAGGGAUUUUCUGAGUUAAAGGCACUCUUUAUAUUAUCAGCUGCCUCAUCAUUGAAAUUGCUGGAAAAAUUGCAAGUAAUAAGGUGUGGUGCGCUUGAGCAGAUAGUAAUAGACGAGAGGCAUGGUCAUGAUCGCACGAAUGACAGCUCUAUCUUUCCCAACUUACAGCGGAUUGAAGUCACCAAAGCUGAAGAGUUGAAAUAUGUGUUUGGAAAAUGUCAUUUUGGUCAGCAGCAUAAUGUUCAUAUGGACCUUAAUCUCCUAGCUCUGAAAGAACUGUACCUUGAUGAUGUCCCAAACAUGGUUAGUAUUUGCUCCGAAAACUAUUACGUGGAAGCAUUAUCUCUACAAGAUAUUAGAUUGGAAAAAUGUCCACAACUUCCCUUAAAAACUGUUAUAGAUCUAUCAGUUGAUGUGCGAAAAGGACAAGAUCUGUUGAGGAGAAAGGCACCAAAGUCGAAGUCUAUUCCCAGUACAACUCAUGAAUAUUUUACACCAAUUUCAUAUCAAUGCAAUUUAAGAGAGAUUGAGAUAAUGGGCUUUCCUAACUUAACAUCACUCUUUACCCUAUCUAUUGCCUCGUCACUGAAAUUGUUGGAAGAAUUGGAAGUCACAGAGUGUGAUGCAUUGGAGCACAUAGUAACAUUCCAGGGGCAUGGUCAUGAUCAUUUAAAUGUGGGCUCCAUCUUUCCCAAAUUACGAUGUGUUGAUGUUCGUAGUUGUAACCAUUUGGAAUAUAUAUUUCCAGCAUUUUAUUCAAAAGACUUUAAGGAUUUGGAAUCUGUGGACAUUAGGAAGGCUCAAAGGUUGAAAUAUGUGUUUGGAAAAUGCCAUGUUGAUCAAAAUCAUAGCGAUAAGAUUGAACUAAAUCUCCCUGCUCUAAAAGAUCUAUGCCUAAGAGAUGUACCCAAUAUGCUUCAUAUUUGCACUGAAAACUAUCAUGUGAAGGCAUUAUAUGUAGAAGAUAUCAGUUUGGGAGAAUGUCCGCAACUUCUCAUACAAACUUUUAAAGAUUUCUUGGAAGGCGGACAUAAAAGACAAGAUUUCUCGAGGAAAAAGGCAUUAUCUCUCAAGCAGAAAAGUAAGCCUCUUCCCGACUUGCAAGAGGUGCCUGAUUUUAGGGAUAUAAGUGAGGGGUCUAAAAAUUAUCAGAGCUUUCGAAAUCUCUCCACGCUAAAACUCAAAGGAUGCAGACAAUUGAAAUUUCUACUGUCUACAUCUAUCUCAAGAAACAUGCCAAAGUUGAGCAGCCUAAUCAUAUCAAACUGUGAAGAGCUCGUGAGCAUCAUUGAGGAUGAAGAGAAUGGGACAAGGAGAGAAUGUUUCCCAGAGCUACGUAGAAUCAAAGUGAAGCAUUGCAAGAAAUUGAAAUGCCUAUUCUCCAUCUCCAAAUGUGGCAAGCUUCCACAGCUCAUGUUCUUGAACAUAGAAGAUGCCCCUGAUCUUGGGCAAGUAUUUGGAUGGGAGCAGGGCACACCACAAGAGCCGGUCAUGAAGGAUGUGCUUCCAAAACUAUUUGCAUUAAGACUGAUAAAUCUACCAACUCUUCAUACUAUCUGCCAAGGAAUUGAUUUUCAAAGUGUGAAAGUCCGUCUUGUGCAUCAUUGUCCCAAUAUUGCUUUAACUUCAGCUAAUGCCAGCUCCCGUGAAUUAUUUGAUGUUCAUAGAACAUUACGAAAUGAUCUGACAAACUUUGUAGAUGAAGACUACUACUCCUACACAUCUGAGAUUUUGAACUGGGCUUUCAAGAGAGAAGAAGAAGAAGAAUCAAAGGAAGCUCCUGAGAGAGACAAGACAACAUCAGAACAGAGCAAUAGUUCUCUGGAAUUAGCAAAUAGUGAAGAGGCAUCCAAGGAGAUUGCUGAAAAUGACUCCACAGUACACAAACAGAACAGUAGUUUAUCAAAUUCGACUGAGAUUGAAGAAAAAGGACCGCAAGAGGCUAUUAGAAAAGACUCUACAAUGCCAAAUCAGAACAAUGGUUCACCAAAUUUGGCAAAUAGUGAAGAAAUGUCAAGGGACAUUCCUGAAAAAGACUCCGAAACAGACAAACAGACUGGUAAAUUACCAAAUUUAACGAAGAAUACAGAAGCAUCAACGAACAAUGAAAUUGUUGAACAGCUUUCUAGUUCAAAUACAACAACUCUAUCUUCUAGUUCAGAUUUGAGUGAAGAAACACCAAAGGAGAUCAUUGAAAAAGACUUCACAACACAAAAACAGAGUAGUAAGUUGCCACAUAUGAAAGAGAAUACAAAAGCAUCGACCAACGAAAUUAUUGAAGAACAACAUUAUUGUAAACAUGCAGCAGAAAAUCCAUCAUCUAAUUCAGAUAGGGAGUCAUGUGCUGAGGAAUCAAUGGAUGAUAAAGAAGCACUUGAAGAAGGUAUAAGCCCUAAUGGAGCUCCUCAAAGAGUUAUAGCAAAAGCUACCAAGGAAUGUUGUUCUAAAGAGACACCAAGGAAAGCUGCAUUCACAAUUCCUCCUCCCACUUCAAAAAUGACCUUUCCACUGAUCCCUUCAAUCUCUACUCCUGAGAAACCCCAAGUAGUAACUUCAUCAGCUACUUACAAAGAACCAAAGAGCUCACAGUCAAACCAAUCUGUAACUUCUGAAUUUCCAGAAGAUGAAAUCAUGGUCAAUGAUGAGAAGACUUUGACUGAUGAAGAAAUUAAGAUUGACCAGAAGCAGCCUCAACAAUGUGAAGAACAUGAUCUGAUGAUGCUAUUCAAAAUAAUGAAGGAAAGUGCUGAUACAGAAGUUGACAUGUCUUAUGUAUCUAAAAUCAUUGCUGAUCUCAAAGAUAAUAACGAGGCAAGUAAGGCCCUUACUGACUUGGAAGCCUCAUUGAAGAUGAGUCUUAAUGAAAUAGCUACAUCAGAAGGAAACAGACUUCGUCUUGAGAAUUCUCUCAGCAUCUUGUCCUCCCAUUGCUUUGAAGAUGGACCUCCCUCUUAUGGCCUUCAAGCUACAAUUCACUCCCUGCAGCAAGAAAUCCGAUAUGUUCUAUCUUCCUUCAACCUAGCCUAUGCCACCAUUGAAUCAUUCAAUGAGCUUGAACAAAAGGAGAAGCAUAUGAUUGAACAACGCUCACUGCGAGAGGAAGCAGCCAAAACUCUUUUAUCUGACAUUAACAAGGCCAAGAAUUCUAUUGCUGAAGCUAAGAAUUCUAUGGUUAAGGGUCAAUUGAAGGAAGCAGAGUUGAAGGAGCAGAUCUCUAAGUUGCGAGCUGAGCUGCAUGACAAAGAAAAAGAAAUUGAAGAGUGUGAGAGGAAGUUGUUAUCUCUUCAAGAGCAAGAGAAGAAGAGUGUUUAUGACACCAUAGGAUUCAUAAUGGAGUUUGAGGCACUGAAGAAAGAGAAGUCUCACAUGGUGGUGGAAGACCAAAUAAAUGCAAGGCAACAGCUGGAAGAUAUAGACACUAAGUGGUCUUCUUGUCUAUCCAAUUUGAAGAAAGCCACAAUGCUACUAGGAGUUCAUCUCAAGCAGAAGAUUUGAUUGUCGAUAAUUGUUAAAUUUCUUGAAAACUUCAUAAAGUAUUUAGAGUAGUGUAGUCAAAUUUGUUAGCUGGGCCGUAUCAUUGUAGUGAUCUUCACUAUAUGUUGGUAUACAAAGUGAGUAGUGGUUGAGUUUUUAUCCAAAAAAAAAAGGAAGGAAAAAAAAAAAGAAUAGGGUGCGUGGCUGAUAAAUGUUGAAGACUUAUUUGUAUAUAUUGAUUAGAUUACAGUGGAGUUCUUUU